AUGCCGAGGUGAGUCCGCGGCAGUCGCGGCUGCUCUCUCUUUGCCGUCCGGUCCCUGCAGCAGCCCCGCGCGGGUCCCGCCGCCGGCCAGGAUGCUGGAGGAAGCGGGCGAGGUGCUGGAGAACAUGCUGAAGGCGUCGUGCCUGCCGCUUGGCUUCAUCGUCUUUCUGCCCGCGGUGCUGCUGCUUGUGGCGCCGCCGCUGCCAGCCGCCGACGCCGCGCACGAGUUCACGGUGUACCGCAUGCAGCAGUACGACCUGCAGGGCCAGCCGUACGGUACACGAAAUGCAGUGCUCAACACAGAGGCGCGGACGAUGGAUGCCGAUGUGCUCAGCCGCCGCUGUGUGCUCAUGCGCCUGGUGGACUUCUCCUAUGAGCAGUACCAGAAGGCCUUGCGGCAGUCAGCGGGCGCCGUGGUCAUCAUCCUGCCGCGGGCCAUGGCUGCUGUGCCUCAGGACGUGGUCCGGCAAUUCAUGGAGAUAGAGCCUGAGAUGCUGGCCAUGGAGACUGUGGUCCCUGUGUACUUUGCUGUGGAAGACGAGGCCCUGCUGUCCAUCUACGAGCAGACCCAGGUCGCCUCUGCCUCCCAGGGCUCUGCCUCUGCUGCUGAAGUGCUGUUGCACACAGCCACUGCCAACGGCUUCCAGAUGGUUACCAGCGGGGCUCAGAGCAAGGCCGUGAGCGACUGGCUGAUCACUAGUGUGGAGGGGCGUUUGACAGGGCUGGGAGGUGAAGACCUCCCAACCAUCGUCAUUGUGGCUCACUACGAUGCCUUUGGAGCUGCCCCGUGGUUGUCGCUUGGCGCGGACUCGAAUGGGAGUGGCGUCUCUGUGCUGCUGGAGCUGGCCCGCCUCUUCUCCCGGCUCUACACAUACAAACGCACCCAUGCCGCGUACAACCUCCUGUUUUUUGCUUCGGGAGGGGGCAAGUUUAACUACCAGGGCACCAAGCGCUGGCUGGAGGAUAGCCUGGACCACACAGACUCCAGCCUGCUGCAGGAUAAUGUGGCCUUUGUGCUGUGUCUGGACACUGUGGGCCGUGGCAGCCACCUGCACCUGCACGUGUCCAAGCCGCCGCGGGAGGGGACACUGCAGCAUGCCUUCCUGAGGGAGCUGGAGUCGGUGGCCACCCACCAGUUCCCCGAGGUGCGCUUUUCCAUGGUGCACAAGAAGAUCAACCUGGCCGACGAUGUGCUGGCCUGGGAGCACGAGCGUUUUGCCAUCCGCCGGCUGCCAGCCUUCACCCUGUCCCACCUCGAGAGCCACCGCGAUGGCCGGCGCAGUAGCAUCAUGGACGUGAGGUCACGUGUGGACUCUAAGACCCUGACACGCAACACAAGGAUUGUUGCGGAGGCACUGACACGGGUCAUCUAUAACCUGACAGAGAAGGGGACACCUCCGGACAUGCCAGUGUUCACAGAGCAGAUGCAGGUGCAGCAGGAGCAGCUGGACUCGGUGAUGGACUGGCUCACCAACCAGCCCCGGGCUGCACAGCUGCUGGACAAGGAUGGGACCUUCCUGAGCACCCUGGAGCAUUUCCUGAGCCGCUACCUGAAGGACGUGCGCCAGCACCAUGUGAAGGCUGACAAGCGGGACCCUGAGUUUGUUUUCUAUGACCAGCUAAAGCAGGUGAUGAACGCAUACAGAGUCAAGCCGGCCAUCUUCGACCUGCUGCUGGCUGUGUGCAUCGGGGCCUACCUCGGCAUGGCCUACACAGCGGUGCAGCAUUUCCACGUGCUCUACAAGACAGUCCAGCGGCUCCUGCUAAAGGCCAAGGCACAGUGACCACAGCACCCACCCCUUGUCCUGGGGCCACUGAAACUCUCAAUUACAGAGGUUUGCGAGCUGCUCGCUAGGACGUGGGGGCGUCUCUUUGUCCUCCCCCCUCCCCGCGACUUCCUCAGAGGAACAGUUACCUGGGCCACAUGGACUGCCUCCUGGGACACUCUGCACACAGGCUGUGGUGUCCUGUGGCCGGGCCCCACCCUGAGGACUUGGGUACCCAUGUGUCUCCUCUUCCUGUGUCAUCGGGAUCUCUGGGUCCCACUGUCUUCUGGGGCUUUGUCCAAGUGAUCUGCUCUGUGGAUGCCACAGCCUGACCUGUUUCUCACUGGCCCCUAGGUGUGACAGUGGCCCUGUUGUAGGCCAGGAACUUCCCAAGCUAGGUAGCUAGGUGACCUCACACCAUCCCACACACCAUUUGAGGCUUCCUGCUGUCCCCAGCCUCUCAGCACAGUCAUAGGAGCCACCCCUGGAUGUCUGUUCUGCCUGUGGUCCUCGGCCAUUGUCUUUGGCCACCUGACCCACCUGGUCCCCAUGCUGAACCUGAGCCACCACAUGACUACAGCUCACACACCCUUCAUACCUCACCUGUCCCCCACCAGAUGCUGGUGACAUUGGAAGGCAGGUCUGGAACUCCCUUCCCAAAUGCACCCAUGACCUUGCCUCAGUUUCCUCACUCGUGAAGUGUUCUUGGGAAGCUAACCCACCAUCCCGAGAGGGAGUCCAGGUUGGAGGUGAAGGACAGUGUUGCUAGCCAGACAUAGCCCCUGUUCCAGGGGAUCCCUAGGGAUGUGGGGUCCUGGGGAUGUUGGGCAGGGGCCCUCAGGGUGGGGGUUGCAGCUCUGGUAGCAUUGAUUUCAGGGAGACACCCGUGUACCAAUUCGAUAGCAAUAUGACCAGAGUAGGUGUAGGGUGGGUGGGGACAAGGGACCCCAGGGCGUCACCCACCUGCACCUGUUGAGGCCUGGCUCGCCUCAGGCCUAGCACUGCAUCUGCACCCGCACAGCCACAGCUGUGGCCACUGCCCUGUGGACCUCUGUGUCCUAGGAUGAGAGGGGACAUGGCCAUCCACAUGUGCCCUGAGCUAGCUUUCUUUGGGCCAAGCACCUGGCACUCUUCUCUUCAUAGAUACGCAGUCUCCAGAGGCUGCAUGUGGGCCAAGGCCAGUUCCACCCUGACAUGGGAAAGAGCUCACAGGGUGCCAACUCCUGUCACAUCUGAGCCUCCCUUUCCCUCCUGGGCAGGUCAUGGGGACAGACGGGCCAUCAGGGCUGCUGGUGGAAUGUAAUUGCGGGUCAGAAAAUAAAGCCAUAUCGAAUGA
Molecule: messenger RNA, 3101 nt
Organism: Jaculus jaculus (lesser Egyptian jerboa)
Lineage: Eukaryota; Metazoa; Chordata; Mammalia; Rodentia; Dipodidae
Gene: Ncln
Product: nicalin
Exons: 14
Coding region: 92-1783 (563 amino acids)
Biological process (GO): regulation of signal transduction
Cellular component (GO): endoplasmic reticulum membrane
Source: RefSeq, a predicted model, not a curated record